Molecule: messenger RNA, 2718 nt
Organism: Eruca vesicaria subsp. sativa (arugula)
Lineage: Eukaryota; Viridiplantae; Streptophyta; Magnoliopsida; Brassicales; Brassicaceae
Source: the annotation of a GenBank genome assembly
GAAUGAUAUGAAAAUAUGGAAGAUACGUCACUCUCGUUAUGGUUCCAUGGUGGUUGCUGUUGAGUGUUGAUGGAGAUAUAACAAAAAAGUUUAGUAAGAAAAAAAAGACUACAACACACUAUCAAGUUCAAGAUUCUCUUCCACUAAACUUCAACUAAUCACAUGGCUGCAAAGCUUCUGCAUACAUUGGCAGAUGAAAACUCUGAUCUGCAGAAGAAGAUUGGAUGUAUGAAUGGGAUUUUCCAACUCUUUGAUCGCCACCAUCUUCUUACAAACCGGCGUAAAAGUCACGUUUUAGGUAAUCAUAAUAACUCUUUGUGUGCCUUCUUAGAUCGUGUCUCUUACUCGUUGACCUGUAAUGCACAUGUCAAUAGUAUCACCUUUGAAACUAACAAGGGCAGUGCUACUAGCGAGAAACUAACAAGGGUAUCAACAGAGUCUUCAAGGGUAUCUUUCUCAUCUUCGUGUUCAUCAUCUUCACUGUUGUCUUCUGAGCUCAACAGAGAAGAAGCUCAACCUGAAAUAUCACCAUAUGACCGGGUCAUUUUUCCAGAGUCUCCCCCGAGUGAUCCAGUGAUGAGCCGAGGAGAUGGGUUUGCUGCUGCACAUAUGGGACUUGAUCUUAGAGAUGUUGUUAGAGACUCUAUGUAUAGAGAACUUAGAGGGCUUUCUGAAGUUUGUAGACACAAGAGAAGAGAUGAUUCUCCAAGACCUUAUGGUUUGAAGCACUCCACGCCUGUUGAUUUCAAUGAGUCCUGCAAGGCUUUAGCCAAACUUAGGAAAGCAUCUCAGCAUUAUUACAACGAGGUUGAUAUGAGGGAUGAUUCUCACAACAAGUUGAUAUCCGGGAGGAAGGUGAAAGAAUCUCCUAAGCUUUCGUUUGACAGUAGAGACCAGUUUGAUUUCAAAUCAGGUAAUAGUAAUAAGCUUUCUGAGAGUUUUAGUAGAAGCUCUAGCAUGAAGAAGGUUUCAGGUGGCACGAAACGUCCUCCUAGUGUUGUUGCAAAGCUAAUGGGUUUGGAAACAUUACCUGUUUCUCCAUUGGGCAGAGACAAGACCAACAACAUGUUUGGUGAUAACACUAGCUCACCAAGAAGCUUGGGGAAGGACCCAGCUUCUUCUUCUCCUCCUCCAAGAUGGAGAAACUCUGAGUUUGUUAUGAAGCCAUCAUCAAGUUUGAGAUUCCCCACUGAGCCAGCUCCAUGGAAGCAAUCUGAUAGAAACCAGUUUUCUCAGAAGCAGCAAGCCUGCAGGCCUGUGAAAGCUCUGUUGCAGUCAAUGGAAGGAAGGCUGAAAGGUGUUGAGUUUAAGCCUUCAGGAAAGGAUCUCAGAGCUCUUAAUGAGAUAGUAGAGACAAUGCAAACAAAAAGUGUGUUCAGUUCUAGAAAGCAGCCACAAUGCUCAAACUCAAGAGGUCUACAGAAUCAGGUUAUUCCACCAACUAUGAGAGGACCUAUUGUGAUUAUAAAACCUGCAAGACUUGUUGAAAAAUCUGGUAUCCCUUCAUCUUCUCUCAUUCCCAUUCCUAGUCUAUCUGGUCUUACUAAAGAAGAAGAAUCUGUGCAUGUUAAAAGAAACUCAACUAGUAAGAAGCCGGCUAAAGAACGUAGUAUCAGUUCUGUUGAUAGCAAAUCUAGCAGCAGAAACGUGCGGUCUUCUCAGGUUUCCAAAGAGAGCACAAGUCCAAGAUUGCGUCAGGUGAAGAAGCAUGAGAAUGAAAAGUGUUCUCGGCCACCAACCACUCCAUCUGAUUCAAGAAGACAAAGAAACCGGCAACCUGAAGAAUCUACUACUUCUCAUGGUGGUAGGCGUAGUAGACCCAGGGCUAAGCGGAUCUUGCAGCAAAAUAACGACCAACAAUGUAGCACUGAAACAGAAGCCAAACAAGCUACUAAAGCCGGUGAGGGAAAGAGUCCAACUGUAACAGAGGCAGCCAAAGCUGUAGUCUCUAACUUAAUGCAGAAUGUGAGUGACAAACAUUGCGAAGAAGACCAGUGGAAUCCAGCUUACAGCUUCUCAGAGACAACAACAACAACCACUUUAUCACCAGAGAUAAACCGAAAGAAGCUACAGAACGUUGAGCACUUGGUUCAAAAGCUGAAAAGACUAAACUCUAACCAUGACGAAACCAGCCAAGACUACAUUGCAUCACUAUGCGAGAACAAAGAUCCCAACACCGAUCACAGAUACAUAUCCGAGAUUCUGUUAGCCUCAGGUCUUCUCCUCAGAGACUUAAGCUCAGAGUUAACCACGUUUCAGCUCCACCCUUCAGGUCACCCGAUAAACCCUGAGCUAUUCCUCGUUCUUGAGCAAACUCAAAGAAGAAGCAGUAAUGAGAAGCUCAACCGCAAGCUUGUGUUCGAUGCUGUUAAUGAAACGCUCGUGAAGAAGUUAGCUUUUGUCGAAGAGGGCACGUGGAUGAAGAGGAAGGUCUUAUUAAGCGCACAACAGCUAUUGAAAGAAGUAUGUUCAGAGAUAGAAACGCUGAAAAAACAAACCAAGAAAAGAGAAGGUAACUUGUUGUUGUUGGAGGAUCAAGAAGAAGACUUCUUGAAAUGUAUAUUGGAUGAAGAUGUAACGACUCGAUCUGAGAAAUGGAUAGAGUUUGAAGAUGUAGUACCUGGUUUAGUGCUUGACUUAGAGAGGCUUCUCUUCAAGGAUUUGGUGAAUGAGAUCGUGCAUGGUGAGAUUGGUCGGCUACUAGUUAGUAGUUACUGA